Labrus mixtus (cuckoo wrasse) is the source of this 6526-nucleotide messenger RNA. RefSeq names its product xenotropic and polytropic retrovirus receptor 1a (gene xpr1a). NCBI's taxonomy places the organism in Eukaryota, Metazoa, Chordata, Actinopteri, Labriformes, Labridae. Gene Ontology annotation, molecular function: inositol hexakisphosphate binding. Gene Ontology annotation, cellular component: cytoplasm; Golgi apparatus; plasma membrane. Bases 586 to 2673 code for a protein of 695 amino acids. The record is from RefSeq and is a predicted model, not a curated record. Gene Ontology annotation, biological process: cellular response to phosphate starvation; phosphate ion transport. The transcript is spliced from 15 exons.
CAUUAUCUUACAGAAGAAGGGAAAGUGUUUUGAUAUCCAUCACUGUAUCCCAGCAAACCAAAACACAACAAUGUGCUAUUCAACUGAGACUCAAACAAGUUAAACAAGAUCGGUAACCUUCUGGACUUCUUGUUUGGAUGAACUGUGAAAGAAGUGAUUCCUCAGACUUGUACUUUUCACAGGAGGUCCCAACUACGCCCGGUGCUACCGCGCGCUCUGCUGACGCAACCACGUCGCUGUGGCUCAAUUUGAUGGCGGACUGCAAUGUCCCCAGACCUGCCCAGGGAGGGACGGAGCAAAGUCACUGAGCCACUCUCACCCGGUUCCGCUUUUCUGCCGUCUGACCACCUGUGAAGAGAGGCCACAGUUGCUGUUGUCGUCCCUCCCGUAGAGUAGUAUGCGGGACGGGAUUUGCACUGACCGGGACGAGCCAGAAGUGGAGUAAAGAGCAGCGGAGUGCGCCGGGCUGACGCGCUGCAUGUUGAGCCAGCAAGUUCACUGAAAUAACAAAAGUCGCGUCGACGAGGAAGAGGACAGCCGCUCUCGGAUUUAACGGAGGUUUGAGGGGACACUUGUUCCGGCAAAAUGAAAUUCGCGGAGCAUCUUUCGUCCCACAUCACUCCAGAGUGGAGGAAACAGUAUCUUCAGUAUGAGGCAUUUAAGGAAAUGCUGUAUGCGGCCCAGGACCAAGCCCCAUCCAUAGAAAUCACAGAUGAAGACACCGUGAAGAGAUACUACGCCAAGUUUGAGGAGAGGUUUUUCCAGACAUGCGAGAAGGAGCUCCUGAAAAUCAACACAUUCUAUUCAGAAAAGCUUGCUGAAGCGCAGAGACGUUCUGCCACGCUGCAGAAUGAGCUACAGUCUUCACUGGAUGCUCAGCGAGAGAGCAACGCUCCGCCCGGCCUGCGUAAACGCAAGACCAUGUUCCACCUGUCACAGGAGGAGCGCUGCAAACAUCACAACAUCAAGGACCUGAAGCUAGCCUUCAGCGAGUUCUACCUCAGCCUCAUUCUGCUCCAGAACUACCAGAACCUGAACUUCACUGGUUUCCGUAAAAUCCUGAAGAAACAUGAUAAGAUCCUGGAUACGCCUCGCGGGGCCGACUGGCGUGUGGCUCACGUGGAGGUGGCACCUUUCUACACCUGCAAGAAGAUCACUCAGCUCAUCUCGGAGACAGAGGCCUUGGUGACCACAGAGCUGGAGGGAGGAGAUCGUCAGAAGGCCAUGAAGAGGCUGAGAGUUCCUCCACUGGGGGCAGCUCAGCCUGCUUUGGCGUGGACGACCUUCCGAGUGGGGCUCUACUGCGGCUUCUUUAUCAUCCUCGCCAUCUCCUUCGUUCUUACUGGUGCUGUGUUCAUCCGCUUUGAGAAUGUGUGGCCGCUGGUGAGGAUCUAUCGCGGCGGCUUCCUUUUGAUCCAGUUUCUCUUCCUUUUGGGCAUCAACACGUAUGGAUGGAGACAGGCUGGAGUCAACCAUGUGCUCAUCUUUGAGAUCAACCCCAGAAACAACCUCUCACACCAACACCUGUUUGAGAUUGCAGGUUUCCUGGGGGUGUUGUGGUGUCUCAGCAUCCUCUCCUGUCUAUACUCCGAGUACACCUUCAUCCCCAUGCAGAUCAACCCGCUCAUCCUCUACGGCUUCAUGGUGCUCUUCCUCCUCAACCCCUUCAAGACCUGCUACUACAAGUCCCGUUUCUGGCUCCUCAAGCUGCUGUUUCGUGUCUUCACUGCGCCAUUUCACCGGGUGGAGUUUGCAGACUUCUGGCUGGCUGAUCAGCUCAACUCUCUGGUGUUUGUCCUGAUGGAUUUGGAGUAUCUCAUCUGUUUUUACAUCUUUGAGCUGCAGUGGAGCAACAGCAAGGGCCUGCUGCCCAACCCCAGAGACCCUGGGGACUUUGUGUGCCACAGCUACUCGUACGGUCUGCGUGCCAUCAUCCAGUGUCUGCCCGCCUGGUUCCGCUUCAUCCAAUGCCUGAGGCGUUACCGUGACACCAAGAGGGCUUUCCCUCAUCUGGUCAAUGCUGGGAAAUACUCAACCACCUUCUUUGUUGUCACCUUCGCUGCGCUCUACGCCACACACAGAGAGCAAGGACAUACAGAUGCCGACAUGUUCUUCUACCUGCUGAUCGUGUUCUCCACGAUCAGCUCCCUCUACACACUCAUCUGGGAUCUGCGCAUGGACUGGGGCCUGUUUGACCGGGGAGCUGGAGAAAACACCUUCCUCAGAGAGGAAAUAGUUUACCCGCAUAAGGCCUACUACUACUGUGCCAUCAUAGAGGAUGUGAUCCUGCGUUUUGCCUGGACCAUCCAGAUCUCUCUGACCACAAUGACCAAGAUUCACUCAGUGGGCGACAUUGUAGCUACCUUUCUAGCUCCCCUCGAGGUCUUCAGGCGUUUUGUGUGGAACUUCUUCCGUCUGGAAAACGAGCACCUGAAUAACUGUGGUGAGUUUCGAGCUGUGAGGGACAUCUCUGUGGCUCCUCUAAACGCUGACGACCAGACGCUGCUGGAGCAGAUGAUGGACCAGGACGAUGGGGUCCGGAACCGCUCAGGCAAGAAGACCUGGAAGAGAUCCUACAGCCUGUCGCUCCGACGCCCCCUGCUGUCCUCCUCACAAUCGAAAAAGGACACCAAGGUGCUGAUUGAAGACACGGAUGAUGAGGCCUUCAGCUGAGUCCUCAGCAUCAGCACGUACACACAAACACAAACACACACACACACACACACACAGAUAGUAUACUUAUAAGGACCUCAUCACUAACGUCCAACCUCAACCCUUGUCCCUCAUUGUAAAAAGUCUAGGAACCUUUAAACCCUCAGUCUGAACCUUUAGAGCAGUGAGGACGCACACUGGCCUCCCUUCGGACAGUUUACCUCAUCUUUACAUCCUGUUGUGUACAUUUGGUCUUUAAAAGUAUAGAUAGAAACACACUGAACACACAAAAAAAGAAAACUUGCUGAAGCACAAACAUAGUGUCAUGUUGCUACAGUUAAAGAGAGAGGUAAUGCCUACAGACAGACAGACAGACAGACAGACAGACACAGAUAUUAAGGGAAAUCUUCUGCAUGUAUCUUGAAACACAGACCACACUGCCCUGGGAUUAUUCUCUUCUGUUUUUUUUUUUUAUUGAAUCUUGUCUCGUUAAUUCUUUUUUUUUUCUGUACUUUUUCUGUUUCUUAUUUUUGAAAAGCUGCAUAAAAAGGCUACAGAUGACUGUUUACACGUCUUUAUACUCUAGGAUCAACAGGGAGGUGACAAGCCAAUCAAAAAGACUAAAUAUAAAUCAAUACAAACCUGAGGAAGGACUCGACACACAUUGCAGCAUAUCAAAACAAAUCAACUGGUUUCAGCUCGUUGAUUCCUUUUAUACUCCCACUUUUGUUGUUUUGUUUUAAUACCGUCAGUCACAGCGCUGGAGGCACUUGCAGGAAAAGUGCAUUUGAUACACAAAACGUGAAAAACCAAGUGACAAAUAAGGGGAUGUUUUUGAUUCAAACAUUUCUAGUCUGUGAAGUUUCUUUGUAAAAAUAUUUCAUAUAUUUUGAUGUGCAUUGUUACUCUAUUGUUGUUUAUUCUAGUGAGACUAGUUUGAGCAUCCACACAAUGAUUGUUCAUGUAUUUUAUAAUGUUUGAAAUGUUUUUCUUGUUCGUGCCACAUUUUUUAAUAAGCUCAUAGUUUGACCUGAAUAUAUCCCCAGGUUCAAAUUACUGCAAAGCUGAUUGUCAUUAUUGUGUCAUCUUUAAAGUGCCCUAUUCACUGUAGUACAUGUAUGUGUAUUGCUUUUUUUGCAUUAACUACCAAAGCUUUCUUAUAUGAAUGUGACUGUGGUUACAGUAGCUCUGUCUUUCCAACCUGCACAGAAAGAAUCCACAAAAGUUCAGAGUCAUUUUAUUUGAGGAGGUAGCUGUCGUGCUGAAAUCCCUCUAAUAUCAGCAGCUUCCGAUUUUCUGUUGAAAUUGUUAGUGAGUGCCAGAAGACUGCUCUUUCAUGCCAGUGGUUAGAAGAUGGGAAAAGCACCUGAGAGGAAAAUGUGAAGCGCAUUAAAAAAAAAAAAGAAUUAAUCUAAAUCCUGAAUGUUGUGAAAAACAAACAAGAGUAAUGUAAAACAAAACAAAAAAGGCUUUUUAGAUUCUGCAGCAUGGGGAAGAACAGAUGUGCCGCUUCAACAAGGCGAAAAUUUGAAACGUUUGUUUCUAUCAUUUUAUAAUUUGCAGCAGAAAUGUGUGAGAAAUGAACAAAAAGAAAAAUGCAGACCAAGAACAAGUGAAGUUCAAGUGGAUGCAACUAAACUGGAAUUGGCUCUCUUAGUUAGAGUUGUAAAUCUCAAUAUUUUUGGGGAAAACUAGAGAGAAGUGCAUGAGGGAGAUAAAAUUUGAGAGGCACUGAUUUAUCGUCACACAUUUCAUGCGUAUAUCAAACUGACCACACUGGUAACACUUCUAGAAAGCUUCUGUGCUGCUUGACGGGCAGUUUGAUUGGAUUCUGCUGCUGAAGUGGAUUUAUAGAGCUUUUUGUCUAUUGUAGGUUGUUUCUUACAAGCAGAACUAAUAUAACCCAAUGAAUCAACCUCUUCUGAUUUGAGUCCAACACUGUUCUUAAAACAAUAUAUAGAUAGAGGAUUCAUAUCAUACCCCCUAUAGAUGGGUAUUUUUAAAAUGAAAUUUGGCUAAUUAAAUCUUGGAUCUGUGUUCUUUCUGGUAGUCAAAUCUGGUAAUUCUGCUAAACCGACUAAUAUAACACUCUUUAACAGUAAAUAUCUACUACCUGUGAUUGUUUUUUACACAAUAUUUGUACAUUUCACGGCCACUGAAUCAGUCAGCGUUUCAGUCACUGCAGAUAUGCUGUUUGUCUUAUGUGUAUUGUUGCCUUGUUUUUCAGCACUUUUAUUUCAUUUGAUUUGAUUAAUCAAAUGUCAUGUCUAAUUGCAGAUAGGGCGAAAAAAUGUGUUUUUUUACGUGUUGCUGCUGUUGUAAAUGAGCCCCUAGCUUUCAAAGAGAGAAAGUUAACUUUACACUGCUAUGAGUUCUACUUUGUGCCCCCCAUACCCCCCUCACUCUCCCUCUGCUGUCCCUCCCUGUGGCUGCACUGCAUCACCACCGGACCGUCAUGAGACAAAUCCCAGAGAAGACACACACGUCACACAUGAAAGCCCCGUUUCUUCUGCUUGUGUUCGUCCCGUAGCGGCUAAAAGACAAAACAGCUUCUGUGUGCAAAGAGCUUAAAGUGAACUGGAAAGUAGGAAAAUAUACCUAACAUGUAUAAGAAGGGUAGAUUCCCUCCAUUUAAAUACACUGGACACAUGCUGUAACACUCACACACACACAUAUUGCCUCUCUCCCAACAUUACAGCACACGUUUUGUAAAAAGGCUCUGUUGUCUUGCCUGCAUGCUGCUUUUGUUUUACAUUGUACAUAGAUGUUAAGUUAUUUAAUAAUGUGUAUAUUAGCGAUCAUUGUAGCUACUCGGACAAUGAUUGAGUGCAUAUGUUGCCAUUUUUGCUUCAAACAAGCAGUAUUUUGUAGGUGAUGAAGAGCUUUUUUUUUAUCAGUCAUAAGCCUGCACUCUUUGUCAUGUGUAAAUCUUUUCAAAAUGUGUUUGUAUAAAAAUAGAAAAAGAACCCCAUAGAAGUGGAGAAUGUGAUUGGUCGUAUCUUGUUGGUGAUUCCUUCUUUGAAAUAAAAUAACCUGAAAUAAAAGCCUUGAAAUAGGCUUUGUCCUCUCCAGGAGGGGGGGUUUGUGCAGAUAGCUUUGUCCUUAUGCUAAAUGUUUGUACAUUUGUGAAUGUGCAUGAAAAUGUUGUGGACACAUGCUUUGUGGUGCCCUGCUGACAGAAGAACUUUGUCGUACUGUAAGGCACAUGAACGGCCACCCAGAGGACCCACACCCAAACUAGAUGCUGUUAAACUGAUCCCAGACCUGCCUGACCAACACAUCUCGGCUCUUUUAUAAGCUUACUGGAAGUAUUCCUGCGAUGCUUCGGUGUGAGAGAAACAAAUGUUAUAAUGACCAGUGUUCACAGGUGUUCAGUAUGUGGAAACAAAAACAGGGUUCUUUUGUAGAGUUUGUGUCUUUGAUGCGCUCAUGUUGGCGAUAAGCCUUGACAUCCAUUUUUUCACCCCUCAUGAUGAGGAUUUUGUUUUCACUGCUUGUUGAAACUCCCAUGAUGUUAAAGUGCUUGAUAUAUGUCCCUCCUUUGAUGUUGUUCGUACCCUUUCUCUAAUCUAGCUGAACGUGAUAGUACCCGUAGUUUGGUAGAUGAAUGUUCUACUUUGAUAAGAUACAACAACAAAAAAAAAUCAGAUUAAAUACAUUGUGGCUAAAUGUGAUUUGAAGAGACAUAAAGAAAGGAAAGUGUCUCACAUUCUGAUCCAUCCUCCCCAUCAGUCCCUUUUGAAGAGUAGUUUGUACAUGUUGAGUGUAUAACACUGUUCUAUGAUGGUUUUCCUGAUUGUAUUUGUAUUUCUGUAUCCACUUUGGUGAUCCUGUCAUAUCUGGGUUUUAUAAACCACGAUUAUUUUUAAAACUC